Molecule: messenger RNA, 1308 nt
Organism: Gossypium raimondii (Peruvian cotton)
Lineage: Eukaryota; Viridiplantae; Streptophyta; Magnoliopsida; Malvales; Malvaceae
Product: CAAX prenyl protease 2
Exons: 8
Coding region: 154-1098 (314 amino acids)
Biological process (GO): CAAX-box protein processing
Cellular component (GO): endoplasmic reticulum membrane
Molecular function (GO): metalloendopeptidase activity
Source: RefSeq, a predicted model, not a curated record
CCUCAAACAAGAACCGCCCCAAGUCAAAACCCGAAACCCCUUCUCACUGAAAGGGUAUCAAACGGAGAAGAUAUUGAACCGGAACUGGCUUUUCUUUCCCACCUUCUCUUCCUCUCUCCGGCGAUCCUGGCUGCCGCCUCUCCGCAUCCAGACAUGGAAGAGAGCGAAGGUAGGUUAUCGAAGCCAGUAGCGGUGAUUGCUUGCAUCGCUAUGACACUGUUUUAUGUUGCGAUUCUUUAUGCUCCUACUCUGAUCCUCCGCCUCCCGCCUCCCCAAUCCUACGAGAAUUUCAUGAUCCGACGGUUCAUUUGCGCCGCCGUUUGCUCCGUCGCGUCCGUUAUUUUCUGCGCUCUCGUCCUUCCGAUAACAAGUGGGGAGGCAUCUUACUCGUUUGGGGUUUAUGGUAUUCGAUCGGACCAUUUUUGGCAAGCAAUGGUCUUUCCUCUUUUCUUGACUUCUCUUAUGUAUGCUGGAUCUUUGAUGCUCAAGUCCAUGUUAUUGGUAAAUAAGUGGAAGGAGCAUAGACAUCAAGCGGGAGAGCCACUGUUAGGUUGUAUAAAAAGUACCCUUCUUAGCCUCCCGGGCCAGAUGUCUUCAGUAGCUUCCAAUGUUUUAUUCUGGAGGAAUUUUAUCGUGGCACCAGUAACGGAGGAGUUGGUGUUUAGAGCAUGUAUGAUUCCAUUACUUCUUUGUGGGGGAUUUAAAGCAUACAAUGCCAUUUUUCUCUGCCCUACUUUCUUCAGUUUAGCACAUUUGAACCAUAUGAUGGAGAUCUACAGCCGACAUAACUAUAGCUUGCUUAAAGCCUCCUUGGUUGUAGGUCUCCAGCUUGGCUACACUGUGGUCUUCGGUUCAUACGCUUCAUUUCUCUUCAUUCGAACGGGAAACAUUGUCGCUCCUUUAGUUGCCCAUGCAUUUUGCAAUUAUAUGGGAUUGCCGGUGCUGUUUGUACAUGGGAAAGGGCCAGUUAGCAUCGCAUUCGUAGCUGGAAUGGUAUCAUUUGUGUGGCUUUUGUUUCCUAUAACACAGCCCGACCUCUACAAUGAGAAUACCAAUAAUUGCAGAUGUUGGCAAGGAUAUUGUUCAUGGAAUCAAUAGGAAUGACAGUCCAAAGGGGAAGGACCUUUUGGUCUGACAUGGGUUGUUUGCCAAAUCGGAGCAUUGACUAGAUGGAAUGAGUAUAGUUGUAUUUUUGAACCAUUUCAUGAUCAAAUCUUGUUGUAAUCUUUCGGCAUGGCUUUUUGACUUUGCCCAUCCAAUUGUUGUAAAAUUGUUUUGGUUUUACAUUGGACUCAAGUAUUUUGCUCA